Rhineura floridana is the source of this 4340-nucleotide messenger RNA. It is a transcript of the gene MIEF2, whose product is annotated as mitochondrial elongation factor 2. The record is from RefSeq and is a predicted model, not a curated record. Gene Ontology annotation, cellular component: mitochondrial outer membrane. Gene Ontology annotation, biological process: positive regulation of mitochondrial fission; mitochondrion organization. NCBI's taxonomy places the organism in Eukaryota, Metazoa, Chordata, Lepidosauria, Squamata, Rhineuridae. Bases 246 to 1625 code for a protein of 459 amino acids. The transcript has 4 exons.
CGGCUUCAAAGAGGACAGGAAGCCCAAGAAGAUACUCGGCGUUCUAGAUUGGAACGUUGAGGCGCAAGCUGCGUGCUCCCAUUGGUCGCCCUAGCAGGGCGUUUGGGGUUUGGCUUCGGCCGACGUUCCGUCGCUCCGGGGAGCGUCGGGUGCCCGCUGGAGACCGCGGCCCUGUAAGCUGCUGCAGGAGCGGACUCUCCGGCUCUCGUAUCCCCGGGUCCUCUUCCUGGUGCUGGGACAGGUUGAUGAUGGCGGACUAUGGCCACAAGCAGGGGAAGAGGCGUGAUGACAGCAGCUUGGGCAGUGUGUUGGAUUUCCUGUUGGCCAAUGCCAGGUUGGUCCUGGGCGUCAGCGGAGCAGCUGUGCUGGCAAUUGCAACGCUUGCUGUAAAGAGGCUCAUAGACCGGGCCACCAGCCCUCCGGAUGAUGAAGAUGACAUAAAAGCCAAGCAGAAGUCCCUCGAGGAAAGCUGGCAGGAGCUGGGCUUGAUCAAGGCGGUGCCCAAGGUGCGACGGGAAGACCUUGAAGAGCCACUGCUGUCUCCAGUCGUGGACGUGACUGCACAAGACCCCGAAAGCUGUGUCUUGCCCUCCGAGGUCCCUGUGGUGGAAUCGAGGACUCUGCUGUGCCUCACCUUUCAGGAGAAGCUUCUCUCUUACUACAGAGACCACGUCUCCGUCUCCGAGGCAGAAAAGGUUCUGGGGAAGCAGCUAGCAGAGGGCAUCUGCGCAGAGUUGCAGAACUUCCUGAAAAACAAGCAUCCUGAGCUGUCCUUUGGCAACGCGUUCCUUAGUGGCUACCUCUGCGAUGACCUCGUCAGUAAUGACCACCUUGAGGUUGCCUUUGUGCUUCCCUUGGUGCUGGAGUCCAACCUUUGGCACCUGAUCCCAGGCGAACAAACAGUUAUGAACAACCCUUGGUUUGGGAUGAUCAAACGGACUGGUCUGGAGUAUUUCCCCCGUGGAAACAGCCCCUGGGACAAGUUUAUGGUGGGUGGGUACCUCUCAUCCAACACCAUCAACGAUACCCUCCAUAAGAUACUGGUGGCCUCUCUUAACUGGCCGGUCAUUGGCAGCAUGCUGGAAUGCAUCAUCAGGCCUGUGAUAGCUCCCAAGGAGCUGAAGUUGGAGAUCAGGCAUGACCAGAUCCAUCUGGACAUAAACCUCUGCCCAAUGAUCGAAGUGGGGGAUAAAAUCCUUCUCGCCGCAUCCUUUGAAGAACCUGUGGAGAACCUCUGGCAGCAGAGCUUUUACACAGCGGAGAUCUCCAAGCUUAAAGACUGGGAUGGCAGGGAUUCUGGCGUCCGGCAUUGCUGUCUCAACAUCUUGAAAGUCAUCUUUGAAAACCAUCCCUUUUGGAGCAAGCUGACCAGUACCCACUUGACUCAUGUCAUCCUGCAUCUGAGCAAAACUGAAGCCGAUUGGUCAGAGGCAGCACUGGGCGAUAGGUGCCAGCAAGUGCUGGAGGAGCUGGUCCAGUACCUAGAGAAAGGUUUCCUUCCUUGCUUUUUCGACAGCAGGAUCAACCUUCUCGGCAACCUGGUCUUGGAGGAAAUUGAAGAAAUCGGCUACACGUUGUACGAGGCUUUAGCAGAACCAGAUCUUGCAACUGGAUUGUGUUUAUGAAUGGACGACUCUGUGGCAAUAACUGCACUACUCUCCUUUGGGGUUCAAAUGGCUUGGGAGACGUUCUGCCAUGGGUCCCUCCAUUGCAAUUCUUUGCACCUAACGGAAUGAAAGUAUUAAUUCUUCAAGUAAAACAGGGCCUGGAUUGAAAGAUGGGAAUCCUCCUCUCCCCUCUCUGUCCUAGAUAUUUCUGAAAUGUAGAGCCUAUGCUGUCAUUUCCAGUGGUUGUAUCCCAUGAUACUCUAUAGGAAUGCUGGACUAGAGUGCUGGGGCCAGGAUUUCACAGGAAAAACCACACCACCACCAGCUGGAUUGCGAGUGUGUGGUGUGGCUCUUCCCAUAGGUCUCUGCCCCCCUCCUGUCUGGCUUAUCCAUCGCUGUGUAACUGAAGCAGUGUGACGUGAACCUGUAGGGGAGCAGUAACCUAGCAGCCCACCAAAUGUAAGGCUCAGACCUUACCCUGUAUCUGUAAUUUGUAGCUGUAAGGGGCGCAUCUGCUUUAUGGCACAACUUGGAAGUUCUGGAAAAGAUAUCUGGGGUGGGUAGAUACUUUAAGGAGGCCUUUGCUGAAUUGGUGUGGGACCCACCGUUGGUGCUAAAGCAGCAACCUCUCCAUGGUGCACCCAGCAGGCUACCACAACGGCAGCACCUGUGCUUUUUAGGCCUUUGGGUGCUCAGAAUGAACACGCCCGAGACCUAAGGAACAAGCCCUGCUAUCCAACGGUAAAGACGAUCUACAGAUGAGUGUGGCUCUGUUCCUUUGGUGCAGUGCUGCCUCAAGCCAUCCUUGUAGUUUGCAGUAUCAUAGCAGGUGGCUAAAAAACAAUGAAUCUAGGUAUUCUGCUUCAGAUGGCCUUUCCUGAUCAGAGCACACCCCAUAACUGGCAUAGUACGGCUCUCUUUUCUACCUCAUAGAUGCAAAAUUGCAGUUCCCCUUGCCUGUCAGAUAUACUUGUUCCCGGCACCCAGAAUUUAACCAAGUGCCAAAGGUGAGGGGGUAGGGGGGCAGUGAUGAAUCUCUAGAUCAGGAGUGGAGAACCUUUGGCCCUCCAGAUGUUGAACUACAACUCCCAUCAGCUCUAGCAAGCAUGGCCAAUGGCCAGGAAUGAUGGAAGUUGUAAUUCAGCAACAUCUAGAGGGCCAAGGGUUCCCCACACCUGCCCUAGAUCUUGGGUGUUCUUAGAAACUUUCCACCUAGGUAAACAGGAAGGUUUGAUAGUCUCGGUCAUUAACUGUUCAUUUAUCAAGGUCUGGCUUGCCAAUUUAAAGCCAACUUAGUUCUCCUAAUGAGGUUAACCUGUAUUGAAAUCAACAGUUUCUAAUUGUAGGAGGAGUACUUCCUAAGUCUCACAUGUCUCGCUUUAGUUAUGUACCUGAUGGUAUGUAAAGAGAUGUCAUUUCCCGAGAUGUACAACUACCCUAUAGUGAUGGUUUUAGACACAAGAGCUUAUAUGCUUUGGGUUUUCUGCCCAAGUCAGAUUUAGUGAGCCUCUCCACAAGGAUGUGUGUCCAUUCCUUGUGCAGCGCUUGCUGCAAGCCGUUGCAAUAUUUUAAAGAACACGUACAUCUGCUGUAGGAUGCAAAGGGAAAGUACCCAACUACUUGUUGGCUGUAACUGGAAAUGCGAGCAGCUCACUGCCUUUCUCUCAAGAGAUUGAAACUUUUAAGGACUGUAUUUCUCUAGAGAUGCCUGUAGUUGACUGCUUUUUUAAAAAAAACUUCCUCUCACAUAGAAAAUAAGAAAGUGUUGCAAGAAGCCAUAUACUGAGAGUGCUAUUCCAUUCCCCUCCUUCUACUCUUAACCAGAACUCAUGAUCCUGAGCAGUUGAUUGGUACAGCAAAGGUCUAAAUCGGGUAGAGAGGCUGUGGUCCUCCACACAUUAUUGGACUCUGGCUCCCCUUAUCCCUGACCAUGGGCCAUGCUUGCUGGUGCUGAUGGGAGUUUGGAGGGGCAAAGGUUCCCCAUCUCUGGUCUAAAUGUGCAGAGUGAUUUUUCACAAGCAAAACAUGUUCUGUGGUGGGUUUUUCCUUUUAUAAUUUUCCUGUGAUUUGAGUUUUCAUGUGAAACUUCAGCCAGUCUGGCUAGAGUAAUUCACUAAUGAAAGAAACACUGCUUUUAAAAGUACACAUAUGAUGUUAAUAUUUAUCUGAAGAGCAAAAGGGCUUGACGUGAUUUCACAAAUGAAACAAACAUGGAAUAAUUAUGGGGAAAACGUAUCAUGUGGUGAGCUUUACGAUACACAAACUCAUGCUUGGAUUCUAUACCAAAGGCAGCUGAUAAAAGGAACGUUGCCAAAAUCUUGCUAAUCUGGUCAUAAAAGAUGAAUUGCUUUUACAGUAAGGAAGGACCUUGCAAAAUGUGAAUGAUAACUGAAUGCUAUUUUUAAGCAAUGUUUGAAAAGCUGGUUUAUGCAUACUUGGGGGGGGGGAAUCUUUGAAACUUAUGCAUGCUGUAUACCUCUUUCCCCUUUUGGAUGAAGAGGCAAGGGAGCAGUAGAAAAUGGUAUGCUUGUUUUUUGAGACUACUGUAGGCAAGGGGAAGAAACAUUUUCCAGAUACUACAGGGAAAAAUUAAGGUAAAAGGUAGAAGAACCCAAAAGGUAUGUGUAUCCGAAUUCAAACUACAUGUUCAGCUUGAUUCAACCUUCUAUUUGGAGCUUUGCAGAAGUGUUUUGACUAUGCCUUUCAAGAGGAAAAAUAAAAGAUUUCUGCCAA